AUGAAGAUGACUUUAAAGAAGGAAGUCUACAAGGAAUUCAUGGAGGAUUCCAUUAUGCCCUUCAUGUCGAGGGAAGAGAACUUUAUUGAGAAGGAAUUGAUUGGUGAAAUCAUAUUGGAUGGUGAUUUGCUCACAGGAGUGGACCCAGAUGAACUGUGGGAUGAUACAUAUAUUCCAUGUAAAAAUGAAUACAAACGAAGCGAUGAGAAUCUUCGUAAUGAAAAGAUUGAUCACGAUGAAUCUGAUGCUUUACUUGAAGAAGCGGAAGAAUUUAUUGAAAACUAUGAUGAUGAGCACACCAAAAAUGUUGAACAACAGACAGAAGACAGGAGUGUUGCAAGUAUUUAUGAACGAUUGAGACAGAGAAAUGAUGAUGAUAAUUCCGAUGAAGAUCCCAAUCCAAAUGAAAAAUAUCAGAAUGGUGAAGUUUUAAAUGAAAAGAUUCAAGAAAUUGAAGAAGAUAUACAAAAACACAAGGAAGAUGUCAAAUCACUUGACGAUGAAGAACAAAUCGAGGAAACACACAAAACAUAUGAGGAAAAUGACGAUUUGAUUGAUCGAAUUCAAGAUGAAAUCAAGGAAUGUGAAAAUCAAGUCAAUGAUGUUCACGAAUUUGUGGCAAAUUUGGAUGAUAAUAAGAAUGAAAAUGAUGAAUCUGACGAUAAUUAUGACGAAUCAAGUCACGAUGAUAAUUAUGAAAAUGAUGAAGUGAAUAAAGAGGACAUAUUCAGUCCAAGGAAAACCAGGAGUGGUAAAUCUUAUGUUCAAGAUGGAAUGAAAAUGAGACCAACCAAACGUAAUAAUUGGGAUCGACCAAGGUAUAAUCAACAAUACCUGAAUCAAAAGAACCAAAGUGCAAUUUGUUAA
Cylindrotheca closterium is the source of this 867-nucleotide messenger RNA. NCBI's taxonomy places the organism in Eukaryota, Bacillariophyta, Bacillariophyceae, Bacillariales, Bacillariaceae. The record is from the annotation of a GenBank genome assembly.